UUCUCACCGCGUGGAUGCUGAGCCCGUGGUGUGCUAGCACGUGAAACUGGUACUUUUCCCGUACGUGAGGAUGAAACGUUAAGUACCAUGCGGUUUGAGCACGGCCCAGAGUACCACGCGGCUGCAGGCUAAGCCAAGAAGUCUGAGAUCUAGAGCCGUAGCUGCUGCUUCUUGGUUUAUACACCCUCCAAACAAACUAAGAGGACACUGCCACAAACCCGGGGACCGGGCCUCUGCCUGGAGGCGGAGCCAAAGAGCGAGUGGACGGCAGCCAUGAAUGAAUGGAUGAAGACAGGUCCCUUAGAAUGGCAAGAUUACAUUUACAAAGAAGUCAGAGUGACAGCAAGUGAGAAGGAGUAUAAAGGAUGGGUUUUAACCACAGACCCAGUCUCUGCCAAUAUCGUCCUCGUGAACUUCCUUGAAGAUGGCAGCAUGUCUGUGACUGGCAUUAUGGGACAUGCUGUGCAGACUGUUGAAACUGUGAAUGAAGGGGACCAUUGGGUAAGAGAGAAGCUGAUGCAUUUGUUCCUGUCUGGAGACUGCAAGGCAUACAAUCCUGAGGAUCUGGAAGUGAGAAAGAACAACCUAAAGAAAUGGCUUGAGAAGAACCACAUCCCUGUCACUGAACAGGGAGAUUCAUCAGGAACUCUCUGUGUGGCUGGGGUCCUGACUAUAGAACCACCAUAUGGUCCAGAAAACUGCAGCAGUUCUAAUGAGAUUAUUCUGUCCCGUGUUCAGGAUCUUAUUCAAGGAUAUCUUGCAGCUUCCCAGUGAGAGGUCAAGAACUGUGGAUGCACUGAUCUGAGACUUUUUUUCCUUCAUAAAAUGUUUUGAAUGUUAAGGCCAUCAUAAUACAGGACUUUAAAGGCACAUACAUGUGGGUAUGAAUUUUAAUUUGUAGUUUUGGUAAAAUCAAAGAUGUGGAUUGUGAGUGCUAAUAAGUAAGUGAGCUGUGACAAGGAUAACAUCAUGUGCAACACAAUUAGCACAGGGACAUCAGAAUCGUAAGUCUUUUCAUGGGGCUAUACUUCACUUUUGUUAGGUAACAAGCGUAUUUAUAAAAUGUAUUAAGUCACUUGCACUGACUAUAUGUGUUUCUUUAAGUUUCUAUUUUUAUUUUUUGGUGUAAUAAUGAAACUUGGUUGAAACUUGAAAGUUUUGGCUAUUGUUAAAUAUUUCAACAUAUAAUAAGCCUUAAAACUGUCAAAGCCUUUCAAGUGAGAACAGGCUGGUAUCUCCGAGGGAAAAUGUUCAGUGGGAUGAGUAUUCUGCAGCUGAACCCAGCGCAGGUCCUUGGCCUGGUGGAGUACGCCCAGGCUUCUGACUCAGGCUGCUCUCUGCCUGGAGUGCCCAUGCCCCAGGUUAGGCUUCACGGAGUGAGGAGAGUACAGGAAGUGUGCUUCGCUGCACUUGACCUGUGGAAGCCAGUUAGGGCCAGGACUCGGGGUGUCUGGCCUAGAAAGGCACCUCAGAUGAUUAGUUUCGGGGUUUUUUUCAAGGGCAUGUCUAGAAUGCCGUAAGGUUAGCUUAGAACUCCGAGGCCUUAACUCGCUAGGACAAGGGCCAACAAACUUGGCCCUUGCGGCAAAUCCGGCCUGCUGCCUCCAUUUGUUCAGUUUUAUGGGAACACACAGACUAGUUUAUGUUUUAUGUACAGCUGCUUCUGAGCCAUUGGCAGAGUUGAGUAUUGGGACAGAAAUGAUGUGGCUUACAAAUUUUGUAAGGACCCUUCACAGGGUCUUCCCUCACAACUUGAAAGUUCCACGAUCCUGAGUGAAAUUCAGCACAUAGCCUUUUUCCUUGUGACCCUGGAAUGUCGUUGCAAAGCAAACAGGAGAAGGGGAGUAAAAUUAAAUUUGGCAUGGGAACAAUGCUGACAAAAUGAGGACUGGAGUAAACCAUCUAGGAAAUCAUUCACAGUAUCAUUCAGGCUUGGUCCUUGGCCCAGGGACAGGUGGGUGAGCGUUGGUAGAUUUAUUUGCUGCCUGACUUAAUGAGCUGGGGACAGGGACUGUUUCUUGGCAACUGAGUCUUCUGAUUGUUGAAACAGUUUGCCCUGCUGCUGAAGAGGGUAAGUGAUCCUGCUCCGCCUGGGAAACCUGCCUGCUCAGGGAGUUGCCUCAGCCCCUGGGGCUACGAUUCUUCCCUCGGAGUCUAACUCAGCUGUUUUCAGAUGCAUCCUCUGGAUCCAGAGGCCAAGGGGAUUCCACCCCAGAGUUGGCUCUGCUCCCAGCCAGCUGGAGGCAGUAGCCAGGGCAGUCUCUGAACACACUGGGUAUCCAGAACACUUCAAAACGAAGGUGGUUAGGAUUUUCAUUGAGUACUUUUUGCUUCCCUUGGAGUAAAGUUUCCAACAUUUGCACCAAUUUCUUGCUAUGGCAUUUGUUCACCCGAUGUCCUAAAUGUCUUCACCUUUUCCUAAAAAAAGUUAUUGCUGAAAUAGGUUUUUUUCAUGAAUUGUUUUUUCCAAAAUUGUUAGUGAGAAAUUUAAAACAUUCACAAUCAUUGUAUUUGAUGAGAACUGGUGAAACUUUCAUGAUGCCUUGAAGCAGAUUCUAGAAUGCUAGUCAGAGGUAGGGGUUACUAUAAUUCAUGCUUACAUUUUGGGAAAAAAUCAGAGUAAUGAAGGACUAUAAUUACAUAUACUCAAUUGCUUCUACUGUCAAAUACAAGGGUGUUUUUUUAAACCACUAUGGAGGUAUAGUUAACAUAAGUGGCUGUACAUAUUAAAUGUAUACAACUUGGUAGGUUGGAGAAAACCACCAGUGUUUGCCAUAAGCAUACCCAUCACUUCCGUAAGUUUUCUCCUGCCUUUAUUACACAAUUGGGUUUCAUUGUUCAAAUAAAAUUAAAGGAUUUUUCUUUUAUUAAAAAUUAUUCUAGUACCCACACAUGCUUUAUAUUUUGUAUAUAUUUAAUUUAAAAAAGUUUUUAGAGAGGGGAAGGGAGAAACUUCAAUGUGUGGUUGCCUCUUGUGCACCCCCUACUGGAGACCUGGCCCGAAUCCCAGGCAUAUGCCCUGACUGGGAAUAGAACUGCUAACCCUUUGGCUUGCAGACCAGCACUUAAUUGGCUAAGCCACACCAGCCAGGGCUGUAUUUUGUAUAUUACUUGCUAAUCCUUUAAAAUUUUUACAUAAUUAUAAUCAAUGUAUUCAGUUUUUUCAUUUUUGUUUUCAUAAUUAUGUAAGACAAUAUUUUCUAUUGUGUUGAUAAACUAUGCUUCUUUAUACAUUCCUCUAAAUUUUGACAUGUUGACCUUUUUGCUAUCAGAUUGUUGCAAAGUAUAUCUUCAUGAAUGCAUCUUCAUUGCUUUAUCAAAGACGAUUUUCAGUGCCUAGAAAUGAAGUACUAUCAAAGAGUAUGAACACAUGUAAGUUUUUCCUUGUAUUUUUAAAUGGUUUGUGCUUCUUUCAUUGACAAGAACAAUAAAUAAGUACAUAAUACAAAUUUCGUCAGACCCUUAGAAUACUAACAUUUUAAUUUUUGCUACUCAACGUGAAAUGGUGUUUUAAAGUUGUUUUAAUUUGUAUUUCUUUGUUAGCAUUUCCCCAUGUGCUUCUUUAUUUCCAGUGUGGGAUCUGUUUGAUUCAUAUCUUCAUUUUAAAAAAUAGCAAUUUUUGCUCUGGCUGGUAUAGCUCAGUGGAUUCAGUGCUAGUCUGUGAACCAAAUGGUCACUGGUUCAAUUCCCAGUCAGGGCACAUGCCUGGGUUGCUGGGCCAAUUCCCCAGUUGGGGCUGUGUGAGAGGCCACCAUGCAUUGAUGUUUCUCUUUCUCCCUCCCUUUUCCUCUCUCUAAAAAUAAACAAAAUAUUUAAAUAACUUUAAAGAAGUUAUUUCCCCUAUAUUCUCAUGUUUCUUAUUUAUUAUCUAAUUUUUACUCAAAUGGAUACAUGUUAAUAAACACUGAAAUUAUAGCAUACAUAUACUGCAUUUAUUUACGGACAUGUAAAUUACGGAACAUUUGCAAGAACACAACAAAGAAUUCCCAUGUAUCUUUUCCCCAGCAAAUGUUAACUCCCCCACAUUUGAGUUUUCUGUGUUUGUGUAUGAGUGUGUUCAUUUUUUCCUGAACUGUCUGAGAGUAAAUCAUGGACACAAUGAAAAAAGUGAGUUCAUUUCCUAAAUGACUGCAGGACAAUCAUUGAAAUCAGGAAAUUAACACUGAUACAGAUCUUACCAGAUUUCACUGAUUAUCUCAGUGUCCUUUAUAGCAACCCCCCCCCCUUUUUUUUCUUGGCCCAUGUAUUGUAUUCACUUGUCAUAUCCCUUUAAUCUGCAAUAGUUUCUCAGUCUUUGACUCACAACGAGGACAUUCUUGAAUACAGGCCAGUUAUUUUGGGGAAUAACCCUUAAUUUGUUUUUUUUUAUGAUUCAGUUCAGUGUGCACUGGGACACUGGAAGUGAUAGAAUGUUCUUCUUAGUACGUCGUAUCAGGAGGCACAUGGUGUUAAUUUGUCCCAGUUCUGGUGGUGUUAACUGUGAUCACUUGGUUAAGGUGGUCUGUUAGAUUUCCGCACUAUGAAGUUACUAGUUUUUUUUUUUUCUUUUUUUUAAAGAUUUUAUUUAUCUUUAGAGGGGAAGGGAAGGAGAGAGGGAGAGAAAUAUCAAUGUAUGGUUGCCUUUUUGUGCGUCCUCUGCUGGGAACUGGCCUGCAACCCAGGUAUGUGCCCUGACUGGGAAUCGAAUUGCGAUUGUCUGGUUUGCAGGCCCGCGCUCAAUCCACUGAGCUACACCAACCAGGGCUCUUCUACUUUUUAAAAAAAUUUAAUUUAUUUUUAGAGAGAGGGGAAGGGGAGGAGAAAGAGGGAGAAAAACAGUGUGUGGUUGCCUCCCACGUGGUACCUACUGGGGACCUGGCCUGCAACCAAGGGGAAUCAAACUGAUGACCCCUUGGUUUGCUGCCCAAGCCCAAUCCACUGAGCCACACUGGCCAGGGCUCCUUUAUCUUUCUUUUAUUUUUAUUUUUUAUGUUCAAGUACAGUAGUCUCCAUUUUUCCCCCAUCACUCCCCCCCAACCCCACCCUCGAUCCUACUCCCUUAGGCUUUGUCCAUGUGUCUUUUAUAUAUGUUCCUUGACAAGCCUUCCCCAGUAUACCCCAUUAUCCCUCUCCCCUCUGUUUACUGUCAGUCUGUUCUUUAUUUCAAUGUCUCUGUUUAUAUUUUGCUUGCUUGUUCUGUUGAUUAGGUUCCACUUAUAGGUGAGAUCGUAUGGUAUUUGUCUUUCACUGCCUGUCUUACUUCACUUAGUGUUAACACUCUCCAGAUCCAUCCAUGCUGUUGCAAAGGUAGUUCUUUUUUUCUGCUGCAUAGUAUUCCAUUGUGAAACUAUACCAGACUUUUGAUCCACUCAUUUACUGAUGGGCACUUAGGUCACAUCCAUCACUUGGCUAUUGUAAAUUGUGCUGCUAUGAACACUGGGGUGCAGAGAUCUUUCGAAUUGGUGUUUCAGGAUUCUUGGGGUAUAAUCCCAGCAUUGGAAUGGCUGGGUCAAAAGGUAGUUCCAUUUUUAGUUUUCUGAGGAAAUUCCAUACUGUUUUCCACAGUGGCUGCACCAGUCUGCACUCCCACCAACAGUGCAAUAGGGUUCCCUUUUCUCCACAACCUCACCAGCACCUGUUUGUUGAUUUGGUUAUGAUGGCCAUUCUGACCCGUGAAGUGGUAUCUAAUUUGCAUCUCUCUGAUGGCUAGUGAUGCUGAGCAUCCUUUCAUGUCUGUUUUUGUAAUUAAAGGUAUCUUCAUACAUAUUUUUAAAUAGCUUUACUGAGGUAUUACAUACCAUAAAAUUCAUCCACUUUAUAACAGUGAUUUUUGGUGCAUUUAGAGUUAUGCAGCCAUCAUCACAAUUUUUUAAAAGCAUUCCCAUCAUUGUAUAACAUCCCUUAUCCUGUUUGUAGCUAAUUCCCAUUCCCAUCCUCAGUCCCAGGCAACCACUCAUCUCCUUUUUGUAUCUAUAGAUUUGAUUUUUCUGUACAUUUCAUAUAAAUGGAAUCAUACAUAUAUGGUCUUUGUAUGUGGCUUCUUUCACUUAACUUCACUGAUGUAACAUGUAUCAGUGGUUCCUUUUUCACUCUUGAUAGUAUUCCAUUAUGAAUAUACAAUAUUUUAUUCACCAGUUGAUGGAUAUUGGGUUCCAUUUCUUUCUAUUAUGAAUAAUGCUGCUGUGAACAUUUGUGACAAAUCUUUUGUGGACAUAUUUUCAUUUCUCUUGGGUGAAAAACCUAGUAGUGGAAUUGCUAGGUCAUAUGAUGAAUUUGUUUAACUUUUUAAGAAACUACCAAACUAUUUUCCAGUGUGGCUAUACCAUUUUACAUACCAUCAACCAAGGUAUGAGGGUUUCAAUUUCUCUGCAUCCUCACCAGCACUUACUGUUGUGUGUGGUUCCAGUGCUUAUGAGGUAUCAGUGUCUCGUCGUAGUUUGAAUUUGCAUUUCCAUAACGACCAAUAAUAUUGAGCAUCUUUCCAUGUGCUUGUUAAGCCAUUUGUAUAUCCUCUUUGCUGAGAUGUUCAUUCGAUUCACCUAUUUAAAAAAUGAGCUGUCUACCUGAGUUGUGAGAGUUUAUAUACUUUAGAUUCAAGUGCUUUAUCAGAUAUGAUUUGCAGAUAUUUUCUCCCAGUCUGUUGUUUUGUAUUUUUUAAAUUGUUUUUGAACUGCCUAAGUUUAAAAGAUUGUUUAAAAAAUUGAUUAAUUACAAUUUAUCAAAAACUUUUUUAUAGAUCAUGAUUUUGGUGUCAGGGCUGAGAAUUCACGGCCUAACCCAAGGUCACAAAGACUGUUUUCUUUUAAACAUUUUAAUUAAAUCUUAAACUUAGGUUUAUGUUCCACUGAGUUAAUUUUUGUGUGUGGUGUGAGGCAAGGGUCUAAAUUCAUCUUUUUGCACAAGGAUAUUAUACUACUAUUUGUUGAAAAGACUUUCUUCAUUGAACUGUCUUGGUACUUUUGUUGAAGAUCAGUUGAUCAUAAAUGUUAAGUGUUUAUUUCUGGACUAACAGUUGUGUUUCGUUGCCCUCUAUGUGUUGGCAACACAUCGUAUUAAUUACUAUAGUAUUACAGUAAAGUUUUCUGUCUGUACAUGUAGGUCCUCCAAGUUUGAUCUUUUAAAAGACUGCUUGACUAUUCUGGCUCCCGUGCAGCCCCACUUAAGUUUUGGAAGAGGCUGUCAAUUUCUGGAAAAAUAACUGCCUGUGGGGUUUUGAUAGGGAUCGUGUUGAAUCUGUGGAUCAACUAAAGGAGAGUUAUCAUCUUAAUAUUGAGUCCUUCAUUCUAUGAACUAGAAUGUCUCUUCAUUUAUUUAUCUUUAAUCUUCUUAAAACAAUGUUUUGUAGUUUUUAGUGUACAAGUCUUAUAUUCCUUU
This is a messenger RNA of Artibeus jamaicensis (Jamaican fruit-eating bat), 7353 nucleotides long. RefSeq names its product gem nuclear organelle associated protein 6 (gene GEMIN6). The record is from RefSeq and is a predicted model, not a curated record. Gene Ontology annotation, biological process: spliceosomal snRNP assembly; spliceosomal complex assembly. Gene Ontology annotation, molecular function: RNA binding. Lineage: Eukaryota; Metazoa; Chordata; Mammalia; Chiroptera; Phyllostomidae. Gene Ontology annotation, cellular component: nucleus; SMN complex. Bases 274 to 774 code for a protein of 166 amino acids. The transcript has 3 exons.